UGUUUAAUGGUCGGUCACUUUGAAAGAAAAACAAAAAAAAUCAAAAAAGCCCGUUUGCUUUUUUUUUUGAAAGUUCAAUGACGGAUGAGAAGGAGAUCAUUGAUGAUGACUAUAGCUCAGAUGAGGAAGAAGACGAAGAAGAUGAUGACGAUGAUGAUGUCGAUGGCGAGAGUAGCAGCGAAGAAGACGACGAAGAAGAAGAUGAUCGGAGUUUGAGUGGAGAUGAUAGCGAAUUGAGCGAAGAUGAUUCUACUGAUUCCAAUUCGGAUUCUGAUGACGACGAAGACGACGACGACGACGAUGAAGAAGGAGAUGAGGAAGAGGAAGAGGAAGAAGACUCUCUUGUUGAUAAAGUCACUCGCCUAUUCAAAGGGAAACAAGAUUGAGAGACUCAUAAACAUUUCUUAGCAUAAGAGAGCUUUCUUAAGGGUAAAAGAUAGAAGCAAAAGAAGCAGUUUAUCAAAGAUCAUCUAUUGCAAAGGUAAACUAAAUCAUAUACCGGUUUCUAUAAUACAUGCCUCUUAUGUUUAUGCCAGAGAUGUCGAUAAUUUUUGUUUUACAAACGAAGAGUUUAGUUCUCUUCAAUCAGAGAGUUUAGAGAUUUUAUAAUGCCUUUCUCCAAAGACGAUUUGUAAACUCUUGUUUUGAUUACUCACAAGUACGAAUACCACUAUUUUUUUUGUUUUUGA
Molecule: messenger RNA, 689 nt
Organism: Camelina sativa (false flax)
Lineage: Eukaryota; Viridiplantae; Streptophyta; Magnoliopsida; Brassicales; Brassicaceae
Source: RefSeq, a predicted model, not a curated record